Molecule: messenger RNA, 837 nt
Organism: Trachemys scripta elegans
Lineage: Eukaryota; Metazoa; Chordata; Testudines; Emydidae
Gene: LMTK1
Product: apoptosis associated tyrosine kinase
Exons: 8
Coding region: 1-837 (278 amino acids)
Biological process (GO): peptidyl-tyrosine autophosphorylation; brain development
Molecular function (GO): protein tyrosine kinase activity; ATP binding
Source: RefSeq, a predicted model, not a curated record
AUGCCCCUCGUGCGCUUUGAGUUGGAGGCCGUGUCCUUCUCCUUCCUUCCACCCCGAUACGGCACCCCCCUUAGCGAGCUCUCCUGGUCCUCGUCGCUCGCCGUGGUGGCGCUUUCCUUCUCUGGUCUCUUUACCUUCAUCUUCCUCAUGUUGGCCUGUCUGUGCUGCAAGAAGGGAGACAUUGGCUUCAAGGAGUUUGAGAAUGCCGAGGGAGAAGAUUACGUGACCGAGUUCUCGGUGCAGGGCUCCCCGGCCACGCAGAAUGGCCCCGAGGUUUACAUCCUGCCCCUCACCGAGGUGUCGCUCCCCAUGGCCAAGCAGCCAGGGCGCUCAGUGCAGCUGCUCAAGUCCACGGAUCUGGGGAGGCACAGCCUCCUCUACCUGAAGGAGAUCGGCCACGGCUGGUUUGGGAAGGUGUUCCUGGGGGAGGUGAACUCGGGGCUCAGCAGCACCCAGGUGGUGGUGAAGGAACUGAAGGUGAGCGCCAGCGUCCAGGACCAGAUGCAGUUCCUGGAGGAAGCCCAGCCGUACAGGGCUCUCCAGCACACGAACCUGCUGCAGUGCCUGGCCCAGUGCGCCGAGGUGACGCCCUACCUGCUGGUCAUGGAGUUCUGCCCGCUGGGCGACCUGAAGGGCUACCUGCGGAGCUGCCAGGUGGCCGACUCCAUGGCCCCCGACCCGCUCACCCUGCAGAGAAUGGCUUGUGAAGUGGCAUGCGGCAUCCUGCACCUGCACAGGAACCACUACGUGCACAGCCGCCAGUCGGCGCAAAGCGCUGCAGCGAGUGUGACACGUGAGCUGGGACCCCCCAAAUUCAUCUCGCACGGGCCACCGUAG